GACGCUGGCGACGGGCUUCAGUCCUCCCAUCGAAUGCUGAGCUUCAGCGAUGCGCUGCUGUCCAUCAUUGCCACGGUCAUGAUCCUGCCUGUGACCCACACGAAGAUCUACCCGGAAGAGCAGUUUGACACGAACAUACAGAAGCUUCUAGCAACCAAAAUCGCUGUGUACCUGAUGACAUUUCUGCUCGUGACUGUGGCGUGGACGGCGCACAUCAGAUUGUUCCAGGUCGUGGGGAAAACAGAUGACACGCUUGCCCUGCUCAAUCUGGCCUGCAUGAUGACUAUCACCUUCCUGCCAUACACAUUUUCCCUAAUGGUCACCUUCCCUGACGUGCCACUGGGCAUCUUCUUGUUCUGCGUGUGCGUGAUCGCCAUCGGGCUGGUUCAGGCGGUGAUCGUGGGGUACGCCUUCCACUACCCACACCUCCUGAACCAGCAGAUCGCGCGCUCUGCCCACAAGGCUGCCUUCCGCCAGCACGUUCUGUCCAUCGUCCUCCGCGGGCCGACCCUGUGCUUCUUUGCCGCCCUCUUCUCCAUGUUUUUCUUCCCUCUGUCGUACCUGUUGAUGGUGACCGUCAUCUUCCUGCCAUACAUCAACAAGGCCGCUGCCUGGUUCAAGAACAGGAUCAUGGGCCCAGGAGAACCUGCGGUCCAGAGCCUGGAGUUCUUCACCUUCGACCUGCACGAACCGCUCAGCAAGGAGCGUGUGGAGGCCUUCAGCGACGGCGUCUAUGCCAUUGUGGCCACCCUCCUCAUCCUGGACAUCUGUGAGGACAACGUCCCGGAGCCCAAGGACGUGGAGGGACAGUUUAACGGCAGCCUCAUCGCAGCCCUGGGCGCCUUCGGGCCACACUUCCUGGCGUACUUCGGCUCCUUUGCCACGGUGGGCCUGCUCUGGUUCGCCCACCACUCGCUCUUCCUGCAUGUGCGCCGGGCCACGCGGGCCAUGGGCCUGCUCAACACGCUGGCGCUGGCCUUUGUAGGCGGCCUGCCGCUGGCCUACCAGCGGACCUCGGCUUUGGCACAGCAGCCCCGAGAGGAGCUGGAGAGCAUCCGCGUCAGCUGCGUCAUCAUUUUCUUCGCCAGCAUCUUCCAGUUCGCCACGUGGACCGCAGCCCUGCUAUGCGAGAGGGAGGCUCUGCACCCGUCGGCGCGUUUCGGGGGCCGGGAGCAUGCGCUCAUGUUUGCCAAGCUGGCCCUGUACCCCUGUGCCAGCCUGCUGGCCUUCGCCUCCACCUGCUUCCUGCGCCGUUUCAGCACUGCCAUCUUCCACCUCAUGCAGGUGGCUGUGCCCUUCGCCUUCCUGCUUCUGCGCCUGCUCCUACGCCUGGCCUUGGCUGUCCUGUGCGCCCUGCGGCGUCUCCGCCAGCCAGCACCCCAACCCGGCGACCAGGGCUCGGCAGAGGCGCAGUCCCAGCUCCUCUCGGCUCCCUGCUAG
Molecule: messenger RNA, 1440 nt
Organism: Chrysochloris asiatica (Cape golden mole)
Lineage: Eukaryota; Metazoa; Chordata; Mammalia; Afrosoricida; Chrysochloridae
Gene: TMEM175
Product: transmembrane protein 175
Exons: 10
Coding region: 34-1440 (468 amino acids)
Cellular component (GO): lysosome; endosome
Molecular function (GO): potassium ion leak channel activity; proton channel activity
Source: RefSeq, a predicted model, not a curated record